This is a messenger RNA of Symbiodinium sp. CCMP2592, 5298 nucleotides long. NCBI's taxonomy places the organism in Eukaryota, Dinophyceae, Suessiales, Symbiodiniaceae. The record is from the annotation of a GenBank genome assembly.
AUGCUGCGCGGUCACGAGACCAAGGAGAUCAACGACCGGCCUCCGGAUUGGGCGCGACACGAGCGGAAACCGGACACGGUACGACGGAUCACUCUAACGCAGAAGCCUUUUCUGGAAGUUUACGAGGAACCGAAGCGGAAGCUACGGCAGCUGCGACAGCGGGAAAUCCAGAUGUUUUUCGUUCUCCUGUAUCGGAAGGACCAGUGGAGCGUGAUCGACCUCUACUUCCGCAUGCGGCGAUGGGCACAGAGGCUGCAGCAAGGGCAGCAACUUCAGAGAUGGUUUUCACGGCUGGGAGAUUACGUGCAGCGGAGCGUGGCUCAACAGAGCCGGCCUGGUCUGGAGACUACAGUGGUGCAGGAGACGGUUUGGUCGCCAGGAGGUUCAGCGAGAAGAGCUGGAGCGGGCAGCUCGGAGUCCCAGCCUUUGUUUGACAACACGCAGGCCAGGCGUUUGCGAGAAAUGACAUUGGCGGCGCCUCAGUUGUAUGGUGCUACAGCACCGAGAAAUGGGGGCUCGGACUCUACAUCGUCGUAUACCCGGGAGCAGAUGGAGCAAGAAGUACGACGACAAGUUGAACGGGCGAUGCAGGGACAACAGGGUUUGUCUGAUGAGAACCGGAGGCUUCGAGCAGAGCUAGAGGCUGUGAGGGCUCAGGCUAGAGAAGCUGAAGGAAAUGGUCGGCAGCAGCGAAUGUUGCAGCUACCUACGGCCGCGAGUGGAGGUGUGCGAGAAGGAGGCGGACCCGAAGGCAAUCCACCUGGACUUUCUGGACACAAUCGCGAGCUGGAGGGCUACAAGCUGAUCUGGGGUCGCAUAGGGUACCGCGAGGAAUUCCCUCUCAUCGAGGUGGAGGCGAUGAUGGGCGCGGACGCUUCGGAGGGUCAGGAGGGCAGGUUGAUGGCCACGAUCAUACACUACCUGGCGGCAAUCCUUUGGGACUACCGGGACGUGCUAGUGAUGUGGGAGGGCAGCCUGCUGAAGGAGGUCGAAGGGAUGAAGGUGGUUUAUCGUUUCGGCUGGGAUCGGGUGCUACAAGUCGUCCAGUCAAUAAUGAUGGUCAACCAGGUUCUCUACCACAGGGUCCCAGUGCUUCUCAGUUUGAUGCUGGUGUGGCUGGGGGUGUGGGAAGUGAAUGUCGAUCUCUUCGAGCGACCAGGAACCAUUGUGAUCACCAGGGCCCUGGCUGAUGAUGGCCAUGAUCGCGGCAAUGGUUGGACCCCGGAGGAGGAGGCCAAUCCGGAUCGGCAGUGCAGGGAUCCGAAGUGCCCUUCGGAGUGGGCGAUUAAGGAUGAGGCGACUGGAAAUGGGGCCGAGGAUCCGGUGGAGGACAACAUCCGUUUCGAUCCGAAGUGCCCUUCGGAGUGGGCGAAGGAUGCGAGUGGAAAUGGGGCCGAGGAUCCGGUGGAGGACACUGACAAUGGAAAGAGAAAUGAAUGGACGGAAGAAGAUGCAGGGUAUGGCAUUGGCGAAGCAGAGUGGCCAGAUGAUGAGAGGGUCGAGGGCGACAAGCCAAAGAGGGAAGACCAGCAGGAAAGCUGGGAGGAGGACAACGAGUCAGAGAAGAUCGAAGACCAUGAGGAAUGCUGGGAGGACGACAAGGAGCCAAAGAUCGAAGACCCCGAGGAGGAAUGCUGGGCUGAGGAGCCGGGUGAGCCAAAGAUCGAAGACCACCAGGACGAAUGGUGGGCAGAGGAGCAAGCUGACGAAUGGUGGGCAGAGGAGCAAGCUGAAGCUUUAUUGCGGAAUGGUGGGCAGAGGAGCAAGCUGAAGCUUUAUUGUUACUUGUGUUUCCCCGAGGACCCGGGCAGCGAGCCAAAGAUCGACGACCUCGAUUGCCGGAUCCAGAAGGGCAAUGAGCCACAGAUCGAAGACGCCCAGGAAUGCUGGGAUGUCGAGGGCAGCGGAUCCGUGAAGGAAGAGCCAUGCGAGGUGGCCGCAUGGUGGAACCAAGCUGAAGCUUUGUCGGGCUGGGACGAGGCCGUCGCUGAAAAGGAUGAUGCAACGGCAAAGGCCCUGCUGAAAGACAUUCAAGAUUUGGGAGAUGAUUUCCAGCGAAUGGGUGAGAUUGCGGAGCAGAGGGCAAAGGAUGGCCAGGCCCACAUUGCCUGGGUCGAAGAUGAGCUGCAGUAUUGGAACAAGCCAAAGGACACGUGGACGGAAGCCAAGACGCCGGUGAAGAGGAACGACACGGCUUACGGCACGGAGAAAAAGAGGUGCGACAAAAGUCUCAAGCAGCACGAAAAGGAGGAGCUCUGGAAAGACUCCGAAGAACGAUCGGAGGUCCUGAAGCUGUUCACCUGGCAAGAAGCCAAAAAGCGGCUUCCUCCCGACAGCCUAGCAUGCACUGACACCUUGCUCAGCCUGGGGCUAGCCACAUGUCCACCAGAAGCCAUGGUCAUGGAAACGAGGGCUAUGCGAUUCGUGCAGGCUUGUUGGGGUUGCCCUGUGAUACCGAAGCUGGACGUCUUCCUGGGUGCCGAUGAUGUUCCUCGGCCCACGGAGGAGAUGAUGGAUGACCUGGAGGAGCAAUCUUGGCUGGCUCCGGAGCUGGCGCGACAGGCGCAGCGGAGGAGCCCCAGCACCGGCUCAGGAUGGAGCACGAAGGGCCAGGAAAGGGGAGAAGGAAAAGAGAAAGGCCAGGAAAAGGGCAAAGGAAAAGACCAGGAAAGCACCGAGAAGGACCACAAGGGAAAGGGAAAAGCGAAAGGCCAGGAAAAAGGAAAGGAGAAGGGCCAGGAAAAGGGCGAAGGAAAAGGCCAGGAAAGUACCGAGAAGGGCCAGGAGAAGGGAAAAGGAAAGGUGAAAGGCCAGGACAAGGGCAAGGGGAAAGGCCAGGAAAGCACCGAGAAGGGCCAAGAAAAGGGGAAAGGACAGGAGAAAGGCCAGGAAAAGGGCAAAGGGAAAGCCCCGGAGAGCCCCGAGAAGGGCCAGGAGAAGGGAAAAGGAAAGGAAAAAGGCCAGGAAAAGGGCCAGGAAAAGGGCAAAGGGAAAGGCAAGGAAAGCACCGAGAAGGGUCAGGAGAAGGGAAAAGGAAAGGAAAAGGGCCAGGAAAAGGGCAAAGAGAAAGGCCAGGAAAGCACCGAGAAGGGCCAGGAAAAGGGAAAAGGAAAGGUGAAAGGCCAGGAAAACACCGAGAAGGGCCAAGAGAAGGGGAAAGGAAAGGAGAAAGGCCAAGACAAGGGCAAAGGGAAAGGCCAGGAGAGCACCGAGAAGGGCCAGGAGAAGGGAAAAGGAAAGGACAAGGGCCAGGAAAAGGGCAAAGGAAAAGGGCAGGAAAGCACCGAGAAGGGCCAGGAGAAGGGAAAAGGAAAGGAAAAGGGCCAGGAAAAGGGCAAAGAGAAAGGCCAGGAAAGCACCGAGAAGGGCCAGGAGAAGGGAAAAGGAAAAGAAAAGGGCCAGGAAAAGGGCAAAGAGAAAGGCCAGGAAAGCACCGAGAAGGGUCAGGAAAAGGGAAAAGGAAAGGUGAAAGGCCAGGAAAGCACCGAGAAGGGCCAAGAGAAGGGGAAAGGAAAGGAGAAAGGCCAAGACAAGGGCAAAGGGAAAACCCAGGAGAGCACCGAGAAGGGCCAGGAGAAGGGAAAAGGAAAGGAAAAGGGCCAGGAGAAGGGCAAAGGAAAACCCCAGGAGAGCCCCGAGAAGGGCCACGAGAAGGGAAAAGGAAAGGAAAAAGGCCAGGAAAAGGGCAAAGGGAAAGCCCAGGAGAGCACCGAGAAGGGCCAGGAGAAGGGAAAAAGACAGGAAAAAGGCCAGGAAAAGGGCAAAGGGAAAGCCCAGGAGAGCACCGAAAAGGGCCAGGAGAAGGGAAAAGGACAGGAAAAAGGCCAGGAAAAGGGCAAAGGGAAAGCCCAGGAGAGCACCGAGAAGGGCCAGGAGAAGGGAAAAGGACAGGUGAAAGGCCAGGAGAAGGGCAAAGGGAAAGGCCAGGAGAGCACCGAGAAGGGCCAGGAGAAGGGAAAAGGAGAGGAAAAAGGCCAGGAGAAGGGCAAAAGGAAAGCCCAGGAGAGCACCGAGAAGGGCCAGGAAAAGGGGAACGGAAAAGAGAAAGGCCAGGACAAGGGCAAGGGGAAAGGCCAGGAAAGCACCGAGAAGGGUGGUAAGUUUGGCUUGGUCACUAGACAGGGCAUGGAAGAUCUGUUCGGUUCCAGAGACAACAAUGAUCAGUGGUGGGGUCCCCAGGAAAGUGGCCCGUCAAGCUCCUCCUGGGAAGGUCGUGCUGUUGCACCGGAAAAGAGAACCUGGGAAGAUGCGAGCCAGUCGAAAGGCCUGCCAGAUCAGUGGGAGGAUCCCCAGUCAAAGAAGCCACGCCGCAGCUUCACGCGGCAGUCCUGGGCCAGUGAUGUUACGGAAGAGAGCCAGGACCAGGUUCGAAAGCUGACAGAGGAACAAAGGGCUCAGAUUGAAGCUCUGGAGAAACCCGAGGACAUCGACCUGGCCGAACGGAAACGCCUCAACGAGGGCCUUCGCCGGCGAAUGAACAAUGCCAGAGGCCAGCCUGUGAGACUACGCAAGGGUCUGGUUGAACAAUGGCAGGCGGCAGUGUCGCCAACUGAGAAGUUUCAAUUCUUGAAGGCAUAUCUUCUCGACCGGGACAUGCCCUCCAUCGAGAUUCAGCCGUACUUCGAGGUCUAUAAGUGCACGGACCACCUGAGAAUCCCGGCUGCAGUUCCUUUGCAUAUCUCGGUCCAGCCUUCGCAGAACCGACAGGAGCGGCAAGCCCUCGCAGACACGCUAGAGAAGAAGAUCGCCGGGAUGAAGACUGGCACGGCCGAGUCAAAGAAAGCAGGGAACAAAGCGAAGUCGAAGAAGGAACUGACAGCCGACGAGAAACUGAAGAAGGAUUUCCAAAAGGAUCACCUGGGGAUUCGUAAUAUGGCCGACAAAGCUGUGCACAUCGCAUCGGAGAUCAGCUCCUGUGGGCUUCUCCACCAAGAGAAAAUGGUGGAAAGCUUGGGGAAAGUCAACACGACGUGCACCAAGAUCUACAAUGAGAUUCAGCAGAUGGUGUUCUCGUGCAAGCCGGUGAACGAAUGCUAUGAAAUACUCGAUGGAUACAAAGUGGAGCUGGAGGAAUGCCAGAAGAAGAUCACCAACGGCGAGGACAUUGUGGAUUCGCACAAGAGACGCCUGGCUACGGAAAAGAGAAAAAGGGAAAAAGAAGAGAAGAAAGAAAAGCAAAAGCAUGAUGAUGACGACAGGGAUGAUGGAUAUGAUGCAGAUGAAAAAGAUGCCGCCGAAGCCGCCGCAGAGGAAGAAUGGCCGGAGGAGGAUCCUGAACCGCCUGCAAAACGCAGGUAA